AUGCAACUGAGGAGAACUGUCACAGUGCCCACACGUUUCGAAGAUGAGGUGCACAACUCAUCGCCCAAUCGAAAUGGAACAAAGCCAGCUUAUCCCACCUUACUCAAAGCUCAGAUUGUCCCGUUCAAUCCAAACAACCCUCCAGCAGCCUUUCCUUCACUUCCGCUGACAUCUGCCAGUACACCUGCUGCGAGAGACUCAGACAGACCUGAAGAGAUGGUGAACAUCCCUGACACACUUCAUUCACUUCGACUCGAGGGUCUCGGUAUCAACUUGGCAGGCAGCGGCGCGGUCGAAGAAGACGACCCUCCAGCGCAAUGGCAUACAGUUGAACCCAUCACAGUACAGCAAGACACCGAAAUAACCGAGGGACCAAUUGUAGAUGACCCGAUUGGCGCAGAAGUCCUAACCACCAGCUCAAAUGUCUGUGGACUACUCAACCGCCCAAAGCUCAUGUCAGCUGAUACUUUACAGACAAAUUGCGUUGUAACAUGGGACCACCUCCCACUGUCCCUGCAGUCUCAUAUCUACAAAGCUCUAUCGGGAAGCUAUCCCUCGAAACUUGCACCCAUCCUUUUGGGAUUGACGGAGCAUGAAGCGUUCCAGAUCGAGAAGGCUGUGAGCAUGCGGGUUUUGCAUCCAGCUACGGUUGCGGAGAUCUGGGACUACUGUUCCAAAGCUAGCGCUGAAGGCUCUGCACCCCUUCAACCGCCCUCCGUCAUUGAUGCGGAUGUCUUCGAUGAGUACGUUGGCUACAUGGUCUUUGCGAGCAACUAUGAGCUAGCAUUUGAGUCCGAGGUCCGCCUGGCAAGAGAAUUCUUGUCUAGUCGUGGCAUUGCGACGGAAGUGCUUGGAACGUGGAUGCCAGAUCCUUCAGAUGUGCCGUUUGACGGACUCUUCAGGCAUGUCCCCGGCACUACGGGUAGGCCGAGUCUGUCGAACAAUCAUCUGGCAAUUGAUUCAGGAUAUUCAUCCCUAUCAGAAGCGGAUCAGACCCUUAAUGCAAAGUCGAGCGACCGGCACUCGCAGCCUAAACACGAUCUGAUCAAAAAGAGAACUGCGGGAAACCGAAGCACAAAGCCAACGACUCCAGCCAGCUUAGUCUAUUCGAUAAAACAUCGCCCGACAUUCGAGCCUCUCUCGACAAAUUUCAAGUCGAACUUGGUGGUGAAAAUCACACCCCAUCCCCGUGCUAUCGUCGACAAUGUUGGUGGGUUACAAGGUACAUCAGGGGAUCCAUUUUUCGAUGCUGGAGACUUCAAUGAGAAGCGAACAGGCGUCCCACACGCCGGUUUGCACUCAACCAAAGCUGCCUCUCCUCAUUCUACACUGGAAACUUCCCAGAAGUCGCAAAUCGAGACACGAGAUGAAGGUCCAAUGGUUGUCGACCAACCCCGUGAUUGCUCCGCCUCCGAAGGUACAUUGGCGGCAUUUCUUUCAAAGGCUAACGAACACGUUCGGAACCUGGAAGGUGAUGACGCUUCUCAACAGCCUGCUUCACAGUUGUCAGAAGAACGUACGCAGAUUGGGGAUGCACCAAAUCCCCAGCGCCUAGUUCUCAGGAUACAGAACAAGGACGGGCUGGCAAAAAUCUUGAGAACGAAACCAAGACACGCGAAUUGGGGGCAACAAGCAUUACUUGCUAAUUCUGGAAAUACAACAGCACUUUCACUGAAGCGGGCCGCGAAUCCGUCUGAGAGCUCAUCACUCUUCUCCCCGUCACGCAGUACUGAUGUAUCUGGUUUCAGCACGGCUCCCGUAGUGGAGAACGUGGAACGAUCUCUGCACUGUGGCAUGUUCGACAUUACCCUUUUCAGGCCGGAAAAUCGUCUCCCAGUCAAACCCCAGUCACGUCCAGGUGGUUCUGGACCCGUGGCACCCGAAGGCACAAAGCGAAAGCCUUCUCAAUCUGAUAUUCGUCCAGAUACCAGCAAAGUUCAACGACUGCUAACCGUUCUGACUUCUGCGACUCCCUCGAAAGCUAUUUCGCUGGGGUACAACGGCGAUAACACCAAAGUCAAGGACGAAACGUCUAAUGUUGAAUCAGCAACAGCUAUGACAGGCACUCUUGAGGGCACAGGACCCCCAGAAAUCUUAGAGUCAAGAUCUCCGGUCUCUCCGUCGUGGUCCCCGAUUUCCGAAAAUGAAGACUUACAGGAUUUUCAGGCUCGACUCCGGGGCUCGCCGAUGCAUCGAACGAGGGGAGAGGUUCCUGAUCCCAGCGACGGCCUUUCUUCUCACCCAGGCUUCGCUCUUGCCCCUUCCUCCGCAUGUGCUGCAAAACUAGCCGCACUGGCAGAAAGUGAUAGGCAUCUACCAAGCUCUGGUGCAGGCUCUUAUCUGUCAGCAGAGGAAAUCCAGGACACUCCCCCGAACAUUGUAGAUGAUGUGGUUAACCAAAAAACCUCUGGAACUGAUCAGCACAAGCCACUCACUUCUGGGGACGUCGAAAUGGACCAAGGAAAUAAGGCAUCACUUUCGAGCACGACGAGCGAACAGACAUCCAGGACGACUCGGUCGGGAAGGACAGUGCAGAGGAGAACCGCCAACCAAAAGAAACGCGGGGGCCAGAGAGGGCCGAGAGGACCAUACAGGAAAACGCGGGAACGGCUUGCGAAACUUGCUGAGGAAGGGAGUGUCAAGACUACCUGA
This is a messenger RNA of Fonsecaea pedrosoi CBS 271.37, 2652 nucleotides long. RefSeq lists its product as uncharacterized. The transcript has a single exon. Lineage: Eukaryota; Fungi; Ascomycota; Eurotiomycetes; Chaetothyriales; Herpotrichiellaceae. The record is from RefSeq and is a predicted model, not a curated record. The coding region runs from base 1 to 2652 and encodes 883 amino acids.